CGUAUACCCUGGCGUUUGUCUCAUCCUAACAUUGUGCGGAUGAUGGCUGUCGCCACGACAGAGACCAAGAUCCUCAUUGCUAAUGAGUACAUCAACGGUGCUAAUCUGCAACAGAUUCUUCACACAGAAAUCACUCUUAAGUUGCAGCAAGAGGACAAGCUGUUUGUGGCCUUAGACCUUGCCAUGGCUGUUGAAUACAUACACGGGAAAAAAAUCAUCCACCAGGACCUGAAGCCAGCAAAUAUAAUGGUUGCUGCAGAGAACAAAAAGGCCUACCUGACUGACUGGGGCUUGGCAAACCUGUUGGAGACUGUGACGAUGACAUCUGGAAGCAGUCACAUGGGGGCUUCCUGUGGCCCACUGGGGGGGACGCCACAGUACAUGGCCCCAGAAUGUCUCGUAGAGUGUAACAAAUGCAGCACCAUGUCUGACACGUGGUCUCUUGGCAUAACUCUUCUCGAGAUGUUUACAGCUUCUAAACCGUGGUCAUACAGCUCACUGCAAGAAAUGCGUAAGCUUCUUUACAAUAAAACAACUCCCCAGGCCAUGUCUAAACUACAGCAACCACUUCACGACAUUGUGAAACCACUGCUUCAAUAUGAUCCUGAGUCCCGUAUGGAGACCAAGGAUCUGAUAGCAUUGUUGAAGACAAAAGUUGAUAUCACCAAACGAUAUGGGCAUGGAUGGUAGGGAUAUGCUACAAAAAUCAGAGUAGUGUUACUACGUAAUUACAUGUGCGUGCCAUUUUAAUACCUUGUGUCAUGUAUUUCUUUACACCUUUCUUAUACAUUAUUAUCACCCAGUGAGGAGACGGAACGCCUUCUGAUUGGCUGAGCAGGUGUCCUUUAUUCCCCGGUAGCAGGACACCUAUGAUGCGGGCGGGCGUCCAAGUUGCUUCUAUUCUAACUUUCUGGCGAAGUGCCGUUACUAGUUCUAUCGCAUCUGGUUGUCUAGUCAAGA
Molecule: messenger RNA, 960 nt
Organism: Engraulis encrasicolus (European anchovy)
Lineage: Eukaryota; Metazoa; Chordata; Actinopteri; Clupeiformes; Engraulidae
Product: RAC family serine/threonine-protein kinase homolog
Exons: 4
Coding region: 40-690 (216 amino acids)
Biological process (GO): protein phosphorylation
Molecular function (GO): ATP binding; protein kinase activity
Source: RefSeq, a predicted model, not a curated record